Hydra vulgaris (swiftwater hydra) is the source of this 702-nucleotide messenger RNA. Lineage: Eukaryota; Metazoa; Cnidaria; Hydrozoa; Anthoathecata; Hydridae. The record is from RefSeq and is a predicted model, not a curated record.
AUGGUCUACUUUUGUGCUGUAUUUCGAUGUUCAAAUCGUUCAAAUCGUGAAAAGGGAAAAUCUUUUUUUCGUUUACCAAAAGUAGCUUGCAAUCAAGGCGAUGAUGGUAAGAUUUUAUCAAAAGAACGUAGAGAAAAAUGGAUAAAUGCCAUAAACAGAGUUGGUAACUAUCCUGAUAUCCUCCACACUCGAAUUUGCAGUGAUCAUUUUAUUACAGGAAAACCUGCUUCUCUUUUCUCACAGAAUGAUCCUGAUUGGGUUCCAUCCUUAAAUAUGGGGCACAAAAAGUUUAAGUUUGAGGUUGAGAAACCUAGAGAAAGAUACUUACGACACAAAAAUCGUUCAUUGUUAAAAAGUCGAAAUGAUUCUAUGUCUUUUAGAAACAGCAUCACUAUUUUAAACCCUUCUGAAGAUUCAAUCGUAGAUUUUCAAAUAGAGAAUUUUAAAAGGAGUGAAUCAAUUGUCUCAGAAAAUGUUACAAUAGAUUGUGAAAACUUAGUAGAUGCGAGUGUUCAAACUGAUAUGACCGUCAAAAACAUCAAUCAAAUAGAAACUGAGUUUAUAUAUAAAAACAAACUUAAUUAUGAUUUGCGUGCAAAUUUAGUCAAACUCCAUGUGGGAACUAUUGAAACUAAUUUCCUUUGCGAGUCAGGCUAUUUGUCAGUUGAUGUAAUAAUUAAAAAGCUUGAAUUCAGAGAUUGA